AUGCAUGGCGCUCUUCGAAGAGCUUUUCCAGUACCGGUCAUUGCUUAUCGCUGUGUAAAUUGGCCACCUGAACCUACUGUAGAGCGUUUAUGCCAGCACAUUACAGCUCCAAUCACCGCUGAUGGCAUCGAAGAAUCUCGAUCAUUAGAGAAGGAAGGAGUUCAAUUCGCUGAAAGCGGCCACGUCCACAAGGCAAUUGAAAAAUUCAACGAAGCCAUCCGGAAGUGCCCUGUUAAUCCAUCGGCGUUCAAUAACCGAGCUCAAGCACUACGACUUAUUGGCAAGCCUGAAGAUGCUCUUGCCGACCUGAACCAAGCUAUAUCUUUGAGCAAUGGUGUAGGAAAAAGCGCAUGUCAAGCGUUCGUACAGCGUGCUAUGAUUCACAGGCUCCACGGAGACGACGACUCAGCUAGGGCCGAUUUUCAAAAAGCUGCGGAGCUAGGCUCGUCAUUCGCCAAGAUGCAAGUAGUCGCCCUCAAUCCAUACGCAGCUAUGUGCAACAAGAUGCUUAGUGAGGUGUUCAGCAACCUCAAAAAAAGGCAAAAUCGAUCAAUCGUAAAUCUUAGCAUGACCAAAAACAGAAAAAUGACAUGCUUCAUUUGA
Ostertagia ostertagi is the source of this 603-nucleotide messenger RNA. NCBI's taxonomy places the organism in Eukaryota, Metazoa, Nematoda, Chromadorea, Rhabditida, Trichostrongylidae. The record is from the annotation of a GenBank genome assembly.